GUCAUGGCCAGCUCGCAACUUGAAAGCGUCAGCAGCUUUUACAUUCUUACGACUACGAUUUUGAGGCCAGACAUUCGGACCAGAUAUUUUCUAAAACCUCUCAAUGCCACUACAAGAGGUUGCAGGUUUUAAACGCUUCAACGCAAUUCAACUUUGACAGGUUUGUCAAAUGGUGAUGCCAAAGGACAGUGGGCGACAUUCGACAUAGCUCAGUUUAUCACACAAAUUUCAAGGUUUUGACUCAACCACUUAUUUGUCAGUUGACUUCGACGAAUAUGACGGGCGUUCUCGAGGUAGUUGCAAGACUGGAUGCAUCAGAUCUCUUCGCCAACCGAAUGGCAGCAGAUAGCACAUACGAACUCCGGUUUACCAUGUCUUCGAAUUCACGGUCGUAUUCUUCUUCUCCUCAUGAUCAGGAUUAUUGCAGCAAUGACCUGUCCCUCCCGCCAAUUUCCCAACUACUAAAUGAUAUUACUACGUCUCACGAUUCGGACAUACAGCGAAUACCCCACGAUCAGCAAUCGCCUCAAGCCUCGCCUUCAUCCUCUGGUCCGUUUCGAGGCAACAGCUCUAUAUCUUCCUCGCGUAUACAUCCGCAUGCUGGCGCUGAAGUGAUUCCGUGGGCCUCUGAAUCCAUCUCGACGCAUGCCAUCCAUGGAUAUGAAUUGCCAAGAAAUUCAUCAGAUUAUAAUGCAUACAUGAACUCAUCGCGCGCAGCUACCCAUUUGUCAAUCUCGCGUCAUCCUUAUUGGGAUGCCACCCAACUGCGAUCCGCUACAGGCUACAACCCAGAUAGAUUGACAUCUUCUACCCAGUCACGGCAUCAAAGUAACCAAUCCUCUCCUGGGUCCCUGCUUCCCCCUCAUGCAUACGUAGUGGGCCAGCAAACUCCACUCAAUCCUAUGACACCAUCUAUUGCGUCUACUAGCAAUCAUCUUACCGGCACAAAGAGCAAUAAUACGCAACAACUCCACUGGCAAGAACCCAUUGACGAAACUUCAUCUCUAAGAGGGAAGGAGCUUAGCCACAUUUGUGAAUAUUGCGGGAAGGCUUUUUUACGUCCCAGUGCAUUAAAGACUCAUAUCAUAUCCCACACUGGAGACCAAGAUUUUGCGUGUCCCGAAGAGGGAUGCUCCAGGAGAUUCGGAGUUCGUAGUAAUAUGCUCCGCCACGUGCGAUUGGUUCACAGGAACCUAAGGUAUAGUUCUGGGGAACAGCUGUCUCAAGAUGAAUGGGAGACUGGUCUGGAACCUACACGAUAACAGUACUCGAGGUCGACAGAGUUGGCAGAGGAUUGCGGAUUGCGGGAUUAAGUUCUGUCUAUUACAUAGCCUUUGUAUCAUCUCUACACAGUUUAAUUCAGUGGGCCUGGGGACAGCAGGGGAUAGUGACCAUGUUGUAUCACGCAACUUGAAGCCCCGGAAACGGCGUUUCUAUCUAAGG
Molecule: messenger RNA, 1443 nt
Organism: Lentinula edodes (shiitake mushroom)
Lineage: Eukaryota; Fungi; Basidiomycota; Agaricomycetes; Agaricales; Omphalotaceae
Exons: 8
Coding region: 276-1262 (328 amino acids)
Biological process (GO): regulation of transcription by RNA polymerase II
Cellular component (GO): PcG protein complex; transcription regulator complex
Molecular function (GO): DNA-binding transcription factor activity, RNA polymerase II-specific; RNA polymerase II cis-regulatory region sequence-specific DNA binding
Source: RefSeq, a predicted model, not a curated record